Molecule: messenger RNA, 1305 nt
Organism: Aegilops tauschii subsp. strangulata
Lineage: Eukaryota; Viridiplantae; Streptophyta; Magnoliopsida; Poales; Poaceae
Molecular function (GO): protein binding
Source: RefSeq, a predicted model, not a curated record
GCGGAAAGAAACAGAGAGCCCCCAAUCCCAAUCCCAACCCCUCCGGUCCGGCCCAUCCAGUCCAGUCUAGUCUCCACCCCCGCCGGCCGAGUCAACCGACGCCCGGACCCCCCUCGUCUCGUCAUGGCGGCCGCGACGGCGACGGCGACGGCGGCGGACGAUGAGGCGCGCCUGCUGCGGCUGGAGGAGCAGGCGGAGCACGGCGGCGGCGGCGCCUGGGAGUACCUCUCCCUCGCCCGCAGGCUCCGCGCGCGCCGCCCCGCCCCCGUCCUCCGCCUCGGCCUCUCCCUCCUCAACGACGCCUCCGCCCGCUCCCGCCUCGCCUCCGAGCAGUGGACGCUCUACGAGCAGGUGGCGGUGGCCGCCAUGGACUGCCAGCGUCUUGAUGUCGCAAAGGAUUGUAUUGGAGUCCUCUCCAGGCAGUUUCCUGGCAGCGCUCGUGUUGGCCGGCUAGAAGCCCUGCUGUUUGAGGCAAAGGGUGAUUGGGCUGAAGCUGAAAGAGCUUAUGCACUUAUCCUGGAAACCAACCCAUUUGAUCAGAUUGUCCACAAGAGAAAAAUUGCUAUUGCAAAAGCACAAGGUGACAUGUCUUUAGCAGUUGAUUAUUUGAACAAGUAUCUGGAAUUAUUCAUGGCGGAUCAUGAUGCAUGGAGAGAGCUUGCUGAAAUUUAUGUUUCCUUACAAAUGUACAAACAAGCCGCCUUUUGUUACGAGGAACUAAUAUUGGCUCAACCAACCAUUCCACUUUAUCAUCUAGCUUAUGCUGAGGUUUUGUACACACUGGGUGGUUUGGAAAACCUUCAAACCGCUAAAAAGUACUACGCGUCGACGAUCCAGUUGACUGGGGGCAAGAACACGAGAGCUCUCUUUGGCGUGUGCCUGUGCAGCGCAGCGAUCAGCCAGCUGACCAAAGGGAGGAACAAGGAGGAGGAGAGCUCGGAGCUGCAGAGCCUGGCCGCAGAGGCACUGAUGAAGGAUUACAAGCGGCGCGCGCCGUCCAUGGAGGCGCUCGUCGCGGGCAUGCUGAAGAACAUGAAGCUCUCCUGAUCUGACCCUUGUUGGCUCACAAGGGCUUUAGCUUUAGCUAGCUGAGCGAGCGAGCACUAGUGCCUCACGCAUGCGGUGGGCUCUGCUUUGGAGACGGCAGAUCCUUCCAGCAGCAUUGUAAACUUUAUUUACGAAAGAUCCUUCCUUGUUUCCAUAUAUGUCGUUUUUGGGUUUGUUUUUGUUGCCAUAGUAGAGCAAUAAGGAAAACAACACUGUACUAUUGUAGUUUUGAAUAUAGACGAAAGUUUUGAUCUGUCA